Coffea eugenioides is the source of this 534-nucleotide messenger RNA. RefSeq names its product putative protein TPRXL. Lineage: Eukaryota; Viridiplantae; Streptophyta; Magnoliopsida; Gentianales; Rubiaceae. The transcript has a single exon. The record is from RefSeq and is a predicted model, not a curated record. Bases 1 to 534 code for a protein of 177 amino acids.
AUGUCGGAUCGCUCCGGCGUUACCUCCACCGCAUCCCAAACUCCGGCCCGUCGUAGAGCCCCCAGAAUCCUCAUUUCCUCCUCGUCUUCGUCCUCAUCUUCGUCUUCGUCCUCAUCUUCAUCUUCAUCCUCUCCUCCUCCUCUCUCUUCUUCCUCUGCUUCUAAUCCCAACUUUCACAUUCCUGACCUGCUCGAGCCCAUUGAUAUUAUGAGCUCUCCAUCCGCCCAUUCUCCUUUCGCCCGCGCCUUGGAUGAGGCGGCCGAACUUGAUGCUUUCAUCGAUCAGCAGGCCAUCUCCAUUCCCUCCCCCAAGUCCCCACAUGAUUCCCCUGGCGGAGCCCAGGGUGGGGUAGGUGAGGAUAGGGAUUCCUCGGAAGGGACCCCUGCUGCUGAGCAGGGGGAUGAUCCCGAAAUCGACUACGGUCAACCUGACCAGCAAGAGGUCACCCUCUCACCCGGGGUCGUGGCCGAGCUGGCUAGGUCCUUUUCCAUUCCUCCGGCCUUCGAGCCGAGGGCUGCCGGGCCCAGCGACUGA